AUGGACUCUGAUGCUGCACAAGGCGUGCUUCAGAAGGAACAUCGGGAUGGCACACUUCAGGGCUUCUAUGGAGUGUUGAGGGGACAUGAGAUUUGUAUCUACACAAAGUGGAAAGAUUGCCACCAACUGGUGUCUGGAUAUUGCAAUCCGAUGUUCAAGAAAUUUGAAACUUUCACUGACACUGUUGCUUGGAUGAUCAUGAAAGGAAAGUAUAUUGACAGCAAACCCAUUGGCGGCAAGAUAGGUCUCAUGAAAGAGAAGGCUGUAGAGUCGCCUGUUGUCAAGGUAUCAAAUCUCUCCCUCGACCCCCCAAAGAGCCCUCCCUCAACUGUCAGCUCGAUCUUGGGUGAAUCUUCUGCCCCUUACAAUCACCCAUCUCUCGCUACAUCCUCAAAUGCACCAGCACGGGUGUACCAGUACAUGCAGGAAUUGAGCGGCAUUCAAUCAACACUCUAUAGCCCACCUCCUGCUGACGAUACACCCCUCCCAUCUUUUGGCGAUAUACCUGAUAGCUAUCUUGAGGCCCAUGGUUAUUCUUCUCGUGCCCUCCUCUGCAUUCAGCACGCCCUGGAUAUUAGUAUGUCUGGGCAACAGUUUGUCUAUAAUCUGUCAGGUAGAGGCCUUCCUGUUGCAGAGGCGCAGUGGUUGUGGUUUAUCAUCACUGGAGACAACGAAUUUUAA
Molecule: messenger RNA, 681 nt
Organism: Suillus clintonianus
Lineage: Eukaryota; Fungi; Basidiomycota; Agaricomycetes; Boletales; Suillaceae
Exons: 4
Coding region: 1-681 (226 amino acids)
Source: RefSeq, a predicted model, not a curated record